AUGUCGACGUCGUCCACCUCGUCGUUCAGCAGUGGCGCCUCGUCCAUCGGCAUCUCGGCGCAGCCACUUUCACUGCCCAAGAUCAUGCUUAGGCGACUCGCCAGAGCUGCUUCUCAGAAUCCAAUCGAGGUCAUCGUCACCAUCUUUAUCAUUGUUACUCUUGCCUACUUCCAGCUCCUUCAUGCCGUUACUCACUCCAACUUUUUCGAGCCCAUCUCGAUUGAAGCAACCAGCUUGGCUUCCAGCUCCUCGUCGGGCCUCUUCAAGUGGGCAGGCUCCGCCAACAGGAAAGCCGACGCCGUUCCACCCGUUCCUCCCACCUCGACUCUGGCUUCGGACCCAGACACAGUCUACAUUCGAAAGGCCGGCGCUGCCAACCUCUGGCAGCCUCUCACUCAGCUCGCUACAGACAACGGCGUCGAAGAUGUCGCCGCGCUGAUCCACUCUUCCGCUCUGUCCUUCUUUGUCGAGCCUGUCCUCUUGACCAGCGCAAGGGAGUCUUUCAUGGCAUCUCAGAUUCAAGACUCCAUCCUCCCCUCGCUAUCCAACGACCUUGCCAGCAACCUCGUUGGCUCUCAUGCCUCGGCCACCUUGGUCCAGCACGCCGACUCGCAGUAUUCCGCCUUCGUCUUUGGUAAGGCUUUCGCCGACUCCUCCGAAAGCAGCAACGCAGACGACACACUCCCCCGCAACCAAUUCCUCGGCAAGGUCGUCGACCCUUCUCUUCUCUCCAAGUCGCUCUCCAAAGCCACUCGCUCCGUCCCCAAGCCAGCUGCUGUCGCCAAAGCGCCCGCUGCGGAGCUCGAUGAGCUGUACGACGGCCUUCGCAUCGUACCCCUCGUCCCUGACGGCGAAUUCAACCCAUACGCUCCCAACAACCUCAAAGCUAAGCGCGGCGCCAUCAGCAACCAAGAGGAAAUUCAGCGCAUCCGAUGGAUGGCCUAUGCCGUCAAGGCACUUGUUAUCCGUUUUUGGGCUCUCCUGAAAAAGGCUGACUCUGCCGACAUCUUUGUCAUGCUCUCCGCCUACAUUCUUAUGCACGGCACCUUUGUCAAUCUCUUUCUCUCGAUGCGAAAAUUUGGCUCCAACUUUUGGCUGGGCGCUUCUGUCCUCAUGUCGUCCACCUUUGCUUUCCUCCUGGCUAUCCACCUUGCCUCGCUGCUCGGCGUCACGGGUGAUCCCAUCUGUCUUUCGCUCAGCAACAGGGAACGCUCUCAGCUCAUCCUCAGCAACCUCGAUCAGGCUGCCAAGCCCGAAAUCGGAACGCUUGGCAAGACUUCCCUCGCUGUUGCCAAUGGCACGACUGCCAUGUCGCGCGAGGAGUCCUUUGUCCGUGCUCUAACCGAGCGACUCAAGAGCGAGGACAGCUUGCGUUGGGCCGAGCCCACCCCCAUGCCCGCUCACGAGAUUGUCGUGUCCGCCGUCAACCGUGUUGGUGUCCCCAUCAUUCGCGACUAUCUUAUCGAGAUUGCCGUCAUGGCCGUUGGAGCUACUAGUGGUGUCAGCGGCCUCCGCGAGUUCUGCCAACUCGCCGCCCUCAUCCUCCUCUUUGAUUGCAUCUUCCUCUUUGCAUUCUACGUCUCCAUCCUCACCGUCAUGGUCGAGGUUCACCGCAUCAAGGUCAAGCGCGGCGUCCGCAAGCCCAAGGUCAGCGCAGAACUUUGCCUCGACUCCGACUCGGCCCCUGCGAGCCCUAUUUCGGACAGUUCCACAUCGCGCGACCAAAGCCCCUCGCCCAACAGCCGUCCAUUCUGGAAGAAAGUCUUCAGUGUCAUCCUCGGCUCGGCACGUUCCGAGAAGCGCCGUAAAUCCGAGAACCCGCUCGGUCGACUCAAGCUGCUCCUCGUCGCUUCCUUCCUCGUCCUCCACUCGUUCAACUUGAUCUCAACCCUCACCCGACAAUCAGCCAUCACCCGUCACCAUGCCACCUACGAGCCCUCGCCGUACCAGAUCGUCGCCAACCAAUCGCCCAUCUUUGCCCCUGCGGCUUCGUCGGCGAUUGCUCCCUUGCUUGCCCAGCUGUCGCAAUCGCAGCCUGACGAUCUGGACCUCGUCGCCCGCAUCUCUGAGCCCAUCAUCCUGGUCCUGCUCGAGUCCAACGAAGUCGUUUCCUCGUCCCGCAGUACCCUUGCCAACGCGGCUCUCAAUGCUUCCGGUGUCUAUGCUCAGGCCACGUCUACUGGCGUGCGCCCUGUGCCCGUUGGCCGUGGUAGCUCGUCGCUUGCCGUUCUGGACAGUCUCAUGAGUGGUUGGACUGUCAUUGUCGGCGACCCUGUGAUCAGCAAGUGGAUGUCACUGGCUCUCGGUAUCAGUAUCUUCCUCAACGCAUAUUUGCUCAAAGGCAUCGCCACUGGCAAUGCAGCUCUCUCGGAGGGCAACGCUGCCGGCGCCGCUGCCUAUGCAGCUGCUCGCUUCAUUGGCGCUCAUCUCGACAGCGAAGCAAAGGCCAUCGAGGAGCAUAGCGAGCGUAACCGCAGAAGAUGGAGUGCACGCCCAGAGAACGGAAAACCAGGCGUGCAAACUCGCGGACACAGUGCAGAUGGUAUUUCCGACUACCACAACCGCCUCGCUCAAAUAUCGGCUACUCAGGCUUCGGUCCCUCUCUCCAAGUUGACCCGCGACAAUGACAAACUUGCCUCCAAGCCCACCUCGAUGACCGGUGCCGCCGUCAAUGCCGUCCCUGCUGACGCAAUCAAGCCCGAUGCCAUGGACGCUGUCAAGAAGCACGAUGUUGCGCCCAGCUCUGACGCCGACGGUGCUGUGGCCACUCCUGGACAACAAGGACAGCAGAUUUGUCUGCAGGAUGCUACCUAUGUUACGCCCGAUGGUGAGACAGUCGUGCGCCCUUUGGAGGAGCUCGUCGAAAUCUACGCAGGUGGAGCUGGUGUCUUUUUCCUGACCGAUGAGGAGAUCAUCACUCUCAGCCAGAAUGGCAAGAUUGCUGCUUAUGCUUUGGAAAAGGUGCUUCAGGACCACGAACGAGCGGUACGUGUUCGACGAGCUCUCGUCUCGCGCGCCUCGGCAACCCAGACGCUGGAGACAUCGCUGCUGCCCCACCGCGACUAUGACUAUGGCAAAGUCAUGGGAGCCUGUUGCGAGAAUGUCGUCGGAUAUAUGCCCAUCCCUCUCGGCAUUGCUGGCCCUCUCAAUAUUGACGGACAGUUUAUGCCUAUUCCUAUGGCUACUACCGAAGGCACUCUGGUUGCUUCCACUUCGCGAGGUUGCAAGGCUCUCAACGCUGGUGGCGGUGUAACGACUGUCUUGACGCAGGAUGCCAUGACGCGUGGACCGGCGCUUGAGUUCCCAAGCGUUGUGCAGGCCGCCAAGGCCAAACGCUGGAUCGACUCGCAGGAAGGUGCGCAGACGAUCAAGGCAGCCUUCGACUCGACUUCGCGAUUCGCGCGUCUCUCCUCGCUGCGCUGCGUGCUGGCGGGACGAACGCUUUACGUUCGAUUUGCCACCUCGACGGGUGACGCUAUGGGCAUGAACAUGAUCUCCAAGGGUGUUGAAAAGGCACUCGGCUUGAUGACGGAACAGUACUUCCCAGAAAUGAAGGUACUCUCGCUCUCAGGCAAUUAUUGUACGGACAAAAAGCCCGCUGCGAUCAACUGGAUCGAGGGCCGAGGCAAGAGCGUUGUGGCUGAAGCCGUUGUGCCGGGUAACGUGGUGCGCUCGGUGCUCAAGUGCACCGUACGGGACUUGGUCAACCUCAACACAAAGAAGAACCUGAUCGGUUCGGCUAUGGCCGGCUCGGUUGGUGGAUUCAAUGCGCACGCGGCCAACAUUCUGACGGCCAUUUACCUGGCUACGGGUCAAGAUCCAGCGCAAAACGUCGAGUCAUCCAACUGCAUCACGCUCAUGGAGGCUAUCAACGACGACGAGGAUCUCUUGAUCACUGUAUCGAUGCCCAGCAUUGAAGUGGGUACGGUUGGCGGUGGUACGGUUUUGCCACCGCAGCGAUCCAUGCUGGAAAUGAUGGGCAUUGCCGGCGCACACUCGACUACGCCCGGUGCUAAUGCGCAGAGGCUGGCACGUAUCAUCGCUGCUUCCGUCAUGGCGGGUGAACUGUCGUUGAUGGGCGCGCUGUGUGCAGGACACUUGAUCCAGGCGCACAUGAAGCAUAAUCGCUCGGUGCCUUCUACUCCAGGUACCAUGACGCCCUUGCCGCGACCCGAGACGCCAAAACAUUUUGCAGCUUCUAUGACGCCGUUGGUCGCGCCAUCUGUGGGCCAAUCGACCCGAGGAUCACCAACAGGAACCAGAACCAUGUCCAUGACCAACCUCUCGAUCCCAGCAUCCGACAGCACCGGUCGAGCAUCUUCUCUCACAUAG
Messenger RNA from Mycosarcoma maydis (corn smut), 4332 nucleotides. RefSeq names its product putative 3-hydroxy-3-methylglutaryl-coenzyme A reductase. The coding region runs from base 1 to 4332 and encodes 1443 amino acids. Gene Ontology annotation, cellular component: peroxisomal membrane; endoplasmic reticulum membrane. Gene Ontology annotation, molecular function: protein binding; hydroxymethylglutaryl-CoA reductase (NADPH) activity. The record is from RefSeq and is a predicted model, not a curated record. The transcript is spliced from 2 exons. Lineage: Eukaryota; Fungi; Basidiomycota; Ustilaginomycetes; Ustilaginales. Gene Ontology annotation, biological process: ergosterol biosynthetic process; coenzyme A metabolic process; isoprenoid biosynthetic process.